AUGCCCGUCGGCCCCGCCCCUCCCAUCCCUACAAAAGUCGCCGUCCCGCGUCCGGGCAAGCGCGGCUCGGGCCCUGCGGCGGGUAUCAACGUCGUGGCCGUGUUCGGCGCCGGCCUCAUGGGAUCUGGCAUUGCGCAGGUCGCGGCGCAGGCGGGAUACACCGUCAACCUCGCGGACGUUAGCGACAAGGCUGUCCAGAAUGGCAUGAAGAUCAUUGCCAGGUCGGUCGCGCGUGUGGCGAAGAAGGUCGCUCCAGGCCAGGAGGACGAGUACGUCAAGACCGUCUUGGGCAACUUGCGUCCCACGACCGAUCCCUCUGUGGCCGUCGGCAACGCGGAAAUUGUCAUCGAGUCGAUCGUGGAGAACAUUGAGCUCAAGCAGAACCUCAUGGCCGCGCUGGACAAGCACGCCAAGCCCGACUCAAUCUUUGCCACCAACACAUCCGCCUUGCUCGUCAAGGAGGUGUCUGAAAAGUGCCCUGCGGCGCGCAAGGCGCGCUUUGGCGGUCUGCACUUCUUCAACCCCGUUCCCGUCAUGAGGCUCGUCGAGGUGAUUCGCUCAGACACGAUGGAGGACGCGGCGUACGACCGCCUGUUUGAGUUUGGCGAGAGCCUCGGAAAGGUGGCCGUCAAGUGCAAGGAUACCCCUGGGUUCAUUGUCAACCGCAUUCUGGCCGCGUACAAUCGCGAGGCCACCAUGGUCGUCGAGCGCGGCGACGCGAGCUUUGAGGACGUCGACAAGGCCAUGGAGCUCGGCGCAGGAUACCCCAUGGGCCCAUUCAAGCUGUUCGACUACGUCGGCCUCGACACGUGCAACCUCAUCGGCAUGUCGUGGGCCAUCCGCGCCGCACAGGGCCUGGUCCCCGAGUCCAUGGUCGACCCGCCGUCCAACAUGAUUCCCGAGCUCGUCGAGGAGGGCCACUUUGGCCGCAAGACCGGCCGCGGGUUCUACGACUAUUCGAAAGAGAAGAACAAGCUCCGCUAG
Apiotrichum porosum is the source of this 984-nucleotide messenger RNA. RefSeq lists its product as uncharacterized. Lineage: Eukaryota; Fungi; Basidiomycota; Tremellomycetes; Trichosporonales; Trichosporonaceae. Bases 1 to 984 code for a protein of 327 amino acids. The record is from RefSeq and is a predicted model, not a curated record. The transcript has 8 exons. Gene Ontology annotation, cellular component: mitochondrion. Gene Ontology annotation, biological process: fatty acid beta-oxidation. Gene Ontology annotation, molecular function: (3S)-3-hydroxyacyl-CoA dehydrogenase (NAD+) activity; NAD+ binding.